CGCACGCACGUACGCAGCGUGGGCAGAGCCGCGCCCGCCCGCGCCCUCCGUGGGAACAGAGCGCCCGGGCCGCAGCGCCGCGCGGGUCCUGGAGCCCAGCGCCUCUCCUGCCCUGGCUGCGCAGUCCCCGGGGCGGCCGAGCUCCCCCCAUGAGCCAGCACUUUGCGCGUGCGAACCUGCUGACAUGACCGAACCUGCGGAUGAUGAGCUGUCCUCCAGGACAGGGAGUCCAGAUGGGGAAGGUCUGGUCUCUGAGGACAGAUCCUUGCUCCAUCAGAGGCUGGCCGUCAGGGAGCUCGUCGACACCGAGGUCUCCUAUUUGCAUGUGCUCCAGCUCUGUGCCUCGGACAUCAGGGGCCGCCUGCAGCAGCUGCCACAGGAAGAGCUGGAUGUCCUGUUCUCCAACAUCGAUGACAUCAUCAAGGUGAAUAGCAGGCUGCUCCGUGAUCUGCAGGACGCAGCCUCCAGGGGAGAGGAGCAAGUGCGGCUGGUCGGUGACUUAUUCCUGGAAUUCCAAGAGGAGCUGGAGCAAGUCUAUAAGGUCUACUGUGCCAGCUACGAACAGGCCUUGCUGCUGGUGGAGAACUACCAGAAGGAUCCAGAGCUGCAGCAGGGGAUCCAGCGCACCAUCGAGGCGGUGCUGCCGCAAGCUGGACCCUCAGGCCUCAGUUUCUUGCUGGUAAAUCCUCUGCAGAGGGUUACCAAAUAUCCACUGUUGCUGCAGAAAAUUCUGGAGAACACACUCCCCGAUGCCAGUGCCUACCCCGUCCUUCAGAGGGCUGCCUCUGCCCUCCAGGACGUGGUCACCCACAUCAAUGAGUACAAGAGGCGCAAAGAAGUGGCUUCCAGGUACACCAAGGUGGAGCAGCUGAGCCUCCGGGAGCGACUGGCCCGCAUCAACACGCACACGCUCUCCAAGAAGACCACCAGGCUGAGCCAGCUGCUGAAGCAGGAGGCGGGGCUUGUACCCAAGUUGGAAGACAAGGAAUUUGAUGACUUAGAAGAGAAAUUCCACUGCGUGUCACUGUGUGUCACGGAGCUGAAGAGCAACGUGGCUGCUCACCUGGAUGCCCUGGAGGUCUUGCUCCGCUUCCGGCCGCACGAAUCCCAUCUGGACAUUCCUGGGGGGCCCGUGGCGCAGUACGGCGACCUGGCGAGAGACCUGCAGCUGCAGGCCUUCCCCCAGUUUAAGCAGCGGCUGGAAGGUCUGGUGUGGCAGCCGUUGUGCAGCCUGGCCAAAGCCCUGGCCGGCCCUCAGAACCUGAUCCGGAAGCGUCUGGACAAACUGCUGGACUUUGAGAGGGCAGAAGAGAAGCUGUUGGAGGUGGGCAGCGUGACCUAUGAGGAGGAGGCGGCCCGGCACACAUACCAGGCCCUCAACUCCCUGCUGGUGGCUGAGCUCCCGCAGUUUAACCAGCUGGCCAUGCAGUGGCUGCGCCAGAUCCUGUGCACACUUGUGACUCUUCAGGGGGACCUUGCGAAGAACGUGCUGCAGAGGGCGGAGAGCAGCUUGGCCCAGCUCCCCCACCACCACCUCUCUGAACCAGCCUUUAGGGACCUGGUGGCGGACACUCUGGACCAGGCGGGUCACCAGCUGCGCUCCUUUCAAGAGAACUUCGAGAAGGUGCUGCCACCUCCCACCACCCGGCCACUCCUUCCGGGGGCCGAACGCCAGGUGCAGGCUCUCUUGAGCAGGUACGGCCCAGGAAAGCUGUACCAGGUGACAAGCAACAUCAGUGGGUCGGGGACUCUAGACCUGACACUGCCGCGGGGCCACGUCGUGGCGCUCCUUCAAAACAAGGACACCAAAGGCAACAGCAGCCGAUGGCUAGUGGACACUGGAGGACAUCGAGGGUACGUGCCGGCCGGGAAACUGGAGCUGUACCGUGUGGCCCCCAGCGAGGAGGACCUCAGAGGGCAGGCGAAGCCUCACGAAAACUCCCGCCAGCUGGCACCAGAGCCCACACUGGCCCCGGUCCCCUCUGUCCCAGCAGUGACUCAGGUGGUGGCAGUGUGCCCCUUUGCGGCCAGAAGCAGCCAUGAAGUGAGCCUGCAGGCCGGCCAGCAGGUGACUGUCCUGGAGGCCCAGGACAAGAAGGGGAACCCGGAAUGGAGCCUCGUGGAAGUGAACGGACAGAGGGGCUACGUGCCUUCCAGCUUCCUGGCCAGGGUCCCUGGCCCAGCUCCGUGGGGCUGGAGUCUGCCCUCUUAGGGUGCCCUCCUUGGCGCUUACGUUCCAAGAGCCUUAGAGGCUGUGGCCCCAGGAAGAGGAGACGCAGAGAGCAGGCGCAGUGGAAGGGGACGUCAGGCCAGGGUGGGGUGACGGGAGCCAGAAGAGGCGGGUGGGCCUGGGGUGCUGGGGUGGGUGCGCAGGAAGGGCUCCACCAGGACGGCUUGUCAUGCCUGUGUGAAGAGGGCGUGCCAGCCUAAGUUACAACACCCUGGAUGGCAGGUCACAGCCCAUCAAGCGGGACUUGCUGUAGCUUAUGGCUGGUCUCGCCUGUGGCCCUGCCCGGGCCUGCCAGGGGAGCGGGUCACCCAGAUGCGCGUCCCCCGUGUGCUGUGUGGUGGCCUGACGGUUCACUUGCUACCGGUGGCAUAGAGGGAGGCCACGGCCGACCAGCCAGCUUCUCUUGCCCCAGCUGGAGCCGGGUUAUCUCGGACAGUGAAGGCUGGGCGCCGUGUCCAGUGGGAGGGCAGUGGAGAGGUUCCCAGGAGACGCUGGCUGGCCCCGGAGUGGGUGUGAGCAAGUCACAGCUCUGGAAUGUGUGUGGGCAAAUGCAGAGGCCGCUCCAGGGGUUUGAGGGGUGAGAGGCGGGGUGUGGGGGGGGGGGCUGUUGGCAGCAGCUGUUGGUCUUGAGUGUGAAGGCCAAGGGGCAUGCAAAUCACAGAGGAAACUGUGAGGCAGGGGUUUAAGUCCUGGUGGGCGGUCGGGACUUGGUUUCCUGUUUCUGGAAGAAAGGGACCCGGGAGAAUCCCCGGUGGUUUCAGGAGGCAGCCAAGGGCCUGGGGGAACAGUGGAGGUGACAUCACUUGGCCGUGGAACCUCAGACCUAGGACGCAACCUCGGUUUUCCACCCAUAAGGAUCUAACCCAGGCUUGUGGUGAGAAUGACACGAUGCUGAGGGUGUGGAGGCUCCUUGCAAAUCCCUGCAAAAACUGCAGGCUGCGCCGGAAGUGAUCUCAGGACGGCCUCGGCCACCAGCUGGCACGCCCCGUGUCCACGGCCAUGACUUACGUCCUUAGUCAAUGCGGCAUCCUUUCCCCAAAGCCCGGGAUCCCUCCCGGGGCUGCAUUCCAGGUAACCAGGCUGUCAGACACAGUGAGAAGAAACCCAUCAUCCCUUUGCAGAACUUAGACUCUGAAGCCCUCACAGCAGUUCCUGUGCCCGGAAGGCUGCCCACUGGGGCGUGUUGGGAGGCCCCUGCUAUUGGAUCUUCAUCUCUGGGUUGUCGCUCUGGGCUCAGAUACAUUGCAAGAUUCGCAGGAGAGGGCAAAAGGGACCCAGUGUGACUUUUAAAACAAAUUACAAAUUUUGAAACUAACCCAACUUAAGCGUGUGUGUAAAAACAGGUGGCUGUUUCGCCUUCAUUCUGAGAACGUCUCUGCAUUAUUAUAACCGUAGUGCCUAAAACUGUUAGCUCUGGGUUUUGGAGAGCCUUGAAGAAGUGUGUACCUGUCUGUGCCGGACAGUCGGUAACGUACCAGAGGACCGGGCGUGUGAAAGCGCGAAGGCUGCAGACCCGACGAGGGAGGAACGCAGCUCUUUCUCGCGGUCCCUCUCCCAGCCCCAGAUUCACUCUCCGGGAUGCCUGCGACUCGUGCCUUUCUCCUUCCUGCUCAGGUUUCUGAGACAGACAGGCAGCGCAGGGGAGCAGGUAAUGACACAGGAAAUCCACUGUGGGUCCACAAUGCUGAUGCGAGCCUGCGGUGUGCUCGAAUCCUAGCUCAGAGCUUUUCAGCAGGGCCGCCCACAGCAGUGACUGGGGCAGCUUCCAACCGCCCUGAAGCCAGGAUCUCACCCAGAGAUGCUGAUAGAAUUAGUCUGGGGUGUGUGGCCCAGCCUCAGGAAUUCAGAGAGCUCCUCAGGACCUUCUGGUGUGUGGCCAGGGUUGGGACCUCUGCUUUAGACACACAGCAGGGGAUGAAAUAGGCCUGGGAUCAGAAGUGGUCGCAAGCUGUGAGCUCGGACGGGCCCCAGCCACUCUCUGUGCUCGCUCAGAUGUUUCAAACAGGCAGCUUGAGAGAUGGUUUGAAAUAGGACAGCCUGUUUUGUUAGGUCCUAGAAUGUAUAUUUAUUAAGUGCCUUUAAAAGGGACCUGAACAGAAUUGAAUGUUCUUGUAGGCAUGAGGGAGAAAACUGAAAUAUUCUUGGAACCAAAUCUGGCUCAUGAAGGGAAAUUAAAAAUGUAUUCAGCAACGCAUGGGUUAUGGUUUCUCACAGGCCAGGGAUGAGAUGGGAGAGAAAAUGCAUGUCGAGAAGAUGGAGAAGGGCCUGAAUCUUCUCCAGGGGCUCUAAUGUCCCUCCCCCGCCCCAAACGCCUAGAACCCUUGCACUGUGUCUUCCUGAUUUCACUGCCGGGCUGCCGCAUGUUACGCUGGCUAAGGUAUUUGCCUGUGACGUGAACAAGACCUCCAGGAGCUGAAGAUGCACUCACGGUGGAGAGAGACGCCAGCCUUUGGGCCCCCGCCGAUGGUAGGCACGGGGGCAAGAUUACAACAGUGAAGGCAAGAUGCGUGAGUUCUGGGUUAACAUGGUGAGCUCUGGCGUGGUGACUGACUCUGGAAUAAAGGAUCUCAAAGGUGAAAUGAGA
Messenger RNA from Phacochoerus africanus (Common warthog), 4814 nucleotides. It is a transcript of the gene ARHGEF37, whose product is annotated as Rho guanine nucleotide exchange factor 37. Gene Ontology annotation, molecular function: guanyl-nucleotide exchange factor activity; protein binding. Lineage: Eukaryota; Metazoa; Chordata; Mammalia; Artiodactyla; Suidae. Gene Ontology annotation, cellular component: cytoplasm. The record is from RefSeq and is a predicted model, not a curated record. Bases 185 to 2212 code for a protein of 675 amino acids. The transcript is spliced from 13 exons.